Molecule: messenger RNA, 2445 nt
Organism: Cimex lectularius (bed bug)
Lineage: Eukaryota; Metazoa; Arthropoda; Insecta; Hemiptera; Cimicidae
Product: CLK4-associating serine/arginine rich protein
Exons: 20
Coding region: 428-2338 (636 amino acids)
Source: RefSeq, a predicted model, not a curated record
UUCCCGGAUGGUUUUUUAAAAAAAGAAUUCUAACGUUCAUUUUCAAUUAAUAACAGUUGCAUUUUUAGUUAUAUAUAAGUUUUUAUGAAAAUCGCGGAACAAAAGUGACUGCAGCCGGGUUGCCGUCUUAAUAUCGCGUAGGCAUUGACUCGAAGCGUUGUGUUUUGAGAUUAUCGGAUUUUAUUUUAAGUUUAACCAGUAACCACUUUAAAACUUUGAGAACCGUUUAUUAAACUUUGCUGGCCCUCUCUCGUUCAGAAAAAAGUCAGCGUGGUUUUUUUUUUAAAGUUCGACCCCAAAGUAAAAGUGCUUAGGUCCGGGAAAGGCUGAUAUCGCGAGGACGGAAGUCGGUAAAACCCGGAUGGUCGUUUUAAAGGAUAUGGAUUUUAUAAGAAACGAUUCUGCUUGAGUGUAAAACUAAGGAACGAUGUGGCACGAAGUCAGAAAACAGGAGAGGAAGAUAAGAUGCAUGAUUGUAGACUACAAAAGAAGAGCCGAAAGGAGGAAGGAUUACUACGAAAAAAUUAAAGCUGAUCCCACCCAGUUCCUCCAAAUCCAUGGAAGGCCGUGCAAGAUCCACCUGGAUCCAGCGGUAGCCAUGGCUGGUGACAGCCCGUUAAACAUGAUGCCAUGGCAAGGUAGCCCUGAUGUUAUAAUCGACCGAUUCGAUGUGAGGGCACACCUCGACUACAUCCCCGACACGCCGAAGGAGCCAGAGGGCAGACUGUCAUACGAAGACAGACACAUAAACUAUGAAAGAUAUCGAAUUUUAGUCCAAAAUGACUUCCUUGGAGUUGGGGAAGAAAAGUUCCUACACCAGUUGCAUCUAGAAGAGCAGUUCGGUGCGGUUUCACGCUCAUCGGAUGUGCCAAUCGAAGGUAAAAAGAAAGUACCAGGGGCGGCGAUCGGCUUCAAUUAUGACGACCCAAGUGCACCCCCUUCCUCGUACGUCCCAGAACAAAAGGAAAACGAGGAAGAAGAAGAAGAUAGUGACAUUGAUUUUGAUGUAUGUAUGGAUGUCAAUAAAGUCUCGACACAACAAGCCCAUGAACUGAACACAUCAGCCCAACCUUACGGGAUGGAAGGAAACGAUUUUUUCAGUUUCCUCACCAAAGACAGGGAAGAAGCUGACAAUUUGAAACUGGUGAAAGAACUUGAAGAAGAAAAGGCUAUGUACUCUGGUAGGAAAUCAAGGAGAGAGAGACGAGCCUACAGGGAAAAGAAACUAGCCGGAAGAGUGAUCAGCCCUCCAAGUUAUGCAUCCAGAAAAAGCCCUACGUACCGUGAUUACAGAGAUAGUAAAUCCAAUUCAAGGUCUCGAUCACCUUCGCCGAUGAACUCGGGGAAAAUUACUUAUAUUACUAGUUUUGGCGGUGAAGAGUCCAGUGGUACUCAGAUCAGCCCGAAUCCAAGAAGUGCCUUUGAUUCUCAUCAAAGCUCUAGGCGCAGGUCAAGAAGCAGUUCUGUUGGAAGGUAUCACAGCAGAAGGCGAUCUCGGUCGCGAAGUCAUUCAAGAACAAGGUCACGAUAUGGAUCGUCUUCAAAACACAGUUUGUCUAAAACAAAAUGGUCCACAAAUCAUUCUUCUUGGCAAUCUCGAAGUAGGAGCAGAUCAGUGUCAAGAGACAGAAGUCCUCCAAGGCACUAUCCUGUUAACAAGUCAAAAAGCCGAUCGCCACCAAAGCCUUCAAAACCCAUACAGCCUAAUUUUGAACCUCUUGUGAAACAACCACCAGCUCCGAUUAUUUCCAGGUAUUAUGGAAGACGAGGAGCAUCUUCAUCCUCUGAGCUGUCUGUUUCGGAUGAUGAAUCGAUGAUGACUACGCCGAAGAAGGAAAGUUCAACAAGUGUUUCCAAUCAGUUUGAAAAGAAAUCUGGUGCCGUUUUUGGUAAUACGAGUAGCAGAAACAAAGCUGUUGCUUCGUCGUCCUCUUCUGGGCCAAAGAUCACACCGCAGGAACGGCUGAAGAAGAAGAUGCAAGCAUUACUCAAUAAGCAAUACAAAGCUGAUAAAAGAGCUGAAAGGGAAAAGCAAGAGAAGGUUGAACAAGAACGCCUUGAUAGGGAAGAUGAAAUGAGGGAGAUUUCCAUAAAACUGAGGAAAAGAGAGAGAAUGAGAAGGCAUGAGUAUCUUGCUGAAUGCGACAGGCAGAAAUCGUCGUCGUCUUCGAGAUCUAGGAGUAGGUCGCGAAGUCGUAGUCAUUCACCAAGAUGCCAUGAACGAAGAAGAAGAUCAAGGUCAAAAUCGCAUUCACCCAGGUCAUAUCAAUCCAGAUCGCAUUCGACCAGUCCCACUUACUCACCCAGCCAUGCUUAUAGGCCACUGGUUGAUUACUGACUGGGAAAUUACAGACAAUGAAUUAACAAUCAUUUAUUUGUACGAAAGAGGCUACAUAUAUAAUUUGUAAAAUUAAACUAAUAACUUUUUAAACUUUCUGAUGUUUG